GACUGUUUGUAACUUUUCAGGUCUUCCAAAAACGAGAAGAUGGAACCAUCGACUUCUAUAAAAAUUGGUCGGAAUACAAAUUAGGAUUUGGGAAUGUCAAUAGCGAGCAUUGGCUUGGUAAUGAGAAAAUCCAUCGGCUGUCGUCUGCAGGUAACUACGAGUUAAGAGUUGACAUGUCUUCCUUCGAAGGAGAAUCUAAGUACGCCCACUACGACAACUUUCGACUUGCUGACGAACAGAACAAUUUCAGACUGAUACUUGGUACUUACAGUGGCGAUGCAGGUGAUUCUCUUGGUGGGCAUCGUAAUUUACAAUUUUCAACAUCUGAUAGAGAUCAUGAUACGUACGGUUCGUCGUGUGCAGUGGCUUACAAAGGAGCAUGGUGGUACAGCAGCUGUCAUUCGUCGAACUUGAACGGCUUGUACUUGAAGGGUGAAACCGACCAGUACGCUAAAGGGGUCGUGUGGUCACAUUGGAAAGGUCAUUACUAUUCAUUGAAAACAACUGAGAUGAAAAUUCGUAGAUUGAAACUUUAGACUUCAAUAGUUGUUCAGAGAAUUACCUAAUGUCCGCUCUUGAUGAAUAUCAAUAUUCAACAAGGAUUAUAAUUUAUGUUUUAUGUAGUGUUUUUAUGAAACUUUUCUAGAAUAUUUCAGUUAUAGAUAG
Molecule: messenger RNA, 666 nt
Organism: Anneissia japonica
Lineage: Eukaryota; Metazoa; Echinodermata; Crinoidea; Comatulida; Comatulidae
Product: ficolin-2-like
Exons: 2
Source: RefSeq, a predicted model, not a curated record